This is a messenger RNA of Vanrija pseudolonga, 1497 nucleotides long. Its product is annotated as Cathepsin D. Gene Ontology annotation, biological process: proteolysis. The transcript is spliced from 4 exons. The record is from RefSeq and is a predicted model, not a curated record. Bases 1 to 1497 code for a protein of 498 amino acids. Gene Ontology annotation, molecular function: aspartic-type endopeptidase activity. NCBI's taxonomy places the organism in Eukaryota, Fungi, Basidiomycota, Tremellomycetes, Trichosporonales, Trichosporonaceae.
AUGCUGCUGCUGUUCUCGGCGCUAGCGCUCACCGCUGCUGCCAUCUCGGCGUCGUCGACGGCGCCGCCAGCAGACAAGCGGCGCUUCGUGCCCGACCUGCCCGACCUGCCGAGGCUGGACCUGUACAAGCGCGACGGCAACACCGAGGCCUUGACGCAGUGGAAUCGGUCGGUGCUGUACUCGGCGCCGGUUUCGAUCGGCACCCCACCACAGACCUUCGACCUGCGCAUCGACACGGGCACAUCCAUAACCUACGUGUACGACGCGGCGUGCAACGCUGCCCAGUGUAACGGCCGGGCCAAGUUCUCCGGCGCCUCAUCAUCAAGCUACCAGGUCGCGAACAACAACACGGCCGUGGUCGACUCGGUUGGCGGGUCGGCCACGGGCGUGUGGGGCGUCGAUACGGUGUCUGUCGGCGGUUCCGUGUCGCCCAGCGGCCUGUUCUGUAAGUACGGCGGCGCCGCCACCUCAGCCCGUCGAACGCACUCGCUGACCCCACGCCCACCCCCAGUGCGCACGUCCGACGCAUCUGACGUCAACGCCGACUCGAAAGCGUCCGGCGUGCUCGGCCUCUCCCGCGGCCCGGGGGCACUGCUCGACACCCUGGCGUCAAAGUGGACCGACAAGCAGUUCGGCUUCUACCUCUCCCAGCUACCAGGCGACACGUGGGUGUCGUGGCUGAAGAGUGACCCGGCGAACUCGAACGUCGAGAGCGCGCCGGGCGGGGGCCUCACCCUCGGCGGGGUCGAUAGCAGCAAGUACUCGGGCGACAUCUCAUAUGCGCCCGUUAGCGGGGACGCGGGGUGGACGAUCCAGCUGUCGGCUCUGAGCGCCAACAUGUCCCAGGUGGCCUUGGGCAACGACACGUCCGCCGUGGUGGACACGGGCUCGAGCGGCGUGUAUGGCCCCUCGGCUAUCGUCGACAGGCUGUACUCUGCCAUCCCUGGUGCGCGGCGGCUCGACGUAGGCCUGCGCACCGACGUCGCAGUGUACGCGUUCCCGUGUGGCGCCGACCUGAGCGUGUCCUUCUGGAUCGCGGGGCGCGAGUUCCCCAUGCUGGGCGACUCGCUCGUCGAGAACAUUGUCACUGUCGGCUCGGAGACGCUGUGCAUCGGCAGCAUCGUCGGGUUGCUCAGAAACACGGGCGACGCCGCAAAGUGGACGCUGGGGAGCAUGUUCCUGCGCAACGUCUACACGGCGUUCCGGCUCGACCCGCCAGCAGUAGGCUUCGCCGACCUCGCCGACGACAUCCGGCCGCCGCGCACGCCGCUACCGUACACCAUGCUCCCGCUCGUCGCCAGCCUGACAGGCAACGCGAGCGUCACAGACGCGCUGAGCACCGCGCGGCCAGCGCCGACGGCCACGGCCGCGUCCAAGCCGUCGAGGGCGAGCCUCAAGUGGUCGCGCGACGGGGUGACUGUCGCGAUCGUGCUCGCGACGUGGGCUUUGAUCCUCGUGUUCGCGCCCAGCGUGUCUCCUAUACUUGUCGUUAAUUAG